UCGACUUUCAUCCCACGCAACCCAACUUGCACGUUUGCGAACAACCAGCUGCGACCAACGCUAGCAACCAAAACCACCACGCGAUCGCGCAAGACUUGUACAUUUGCCAUAACCCACAACCGUUUACAAUCGCUUCACAGCUUUCAAGUUCUGCCACCAUGGCUCUUCAAGCAGAGACGCAGGCCAUCGUCACCCAGUUCGACUUCUCCGACGAGAAUGUCAACAAGGCAGUCAGGGAAUUCCUCCGCCAGAUGGACGAAGGAUUGGAAAAGGACGGCACGAGCCUGAGUCAGAUUCCGACCUACGUUACUGCCGUCCCCAACGGCACCGAACAGGGACUCUACAUGGCUGUCGACUUGGGUGGCACCAACUUCCGUGUCUGCUCGAUCAAGCUCAAUGGUGAUGGGACGUUUAACCUCACGGCCAACAAGGUCCCGAUUCCGAAGGAACUCAUGGUUGCCAAGACGGCCUCCGAACUCUUCGCCUUUCUCGCUCUGCAGAUCCGGAACUUCCUCGAAGAGCAUCAUGGCGACCAGUUCGAGCAACACGUCCGACGGCGCCCGACUAUGACCGCACCGGAGGGCUACAAGGACGAACACGUCUUCCGGAUGGGCUUCACAUUCAGUUUCCCCGUGCAACAGAGCGGCAUCAACAAGGGCACUCUCAUCCGGUGGACCAAGGGCUUCGACAUCCCGGACGCUGUCGGCAAGGACGUGUGUGCUCUGCUGCAAGAGGAAAUCGACAAACUACACCUACCGGUCAAGGUUGCGGCCCUCGUCAACGACACCGUCGGAACGCUCAUGGCACGCUCGUACAGCUCUCCCGGCAAGCAAGGAGCUGUGCUGGGCGCCAUCUUCGGCACCGGCACCAACGGCGCGUACGUCGAGAAGCUCAGCAAGCUGAAGAAACCGCUCUCUGGUGACUACGACAACUCUACGGGGGAAAUGGUGAUCAACACGGAAUGGGGCUCCUUCGACAACCAGCUCAACGUCUUGCCGACCACCCCGUGGGACAUCGCCCUGGACAAGCAAACCCCCAACCCUGGUCUCCAGAUGUACGAGAAGCGCAUCUCCGGCAUGUUCCUCGGCGAAAUCUUGCGUCUCGCCACCCUCGACCUCAUCAAGAAUCCCAAGGUGUCAUUCUUCAAGGACGAAAACUCCGCCUCGAACGACUGGAGAACCACGACCUACAUCGACAAAUCAUCGAGUCUCUACCAGGAAUGGGGCCUCGACACUUCCAUCAUGUCGGUCGCCGCCAUCGACGAAAGCCCCACCCUCUCGGCCCUCCGUCAAUUGCUCGAAUCGACGCUUCAGGUCCACAUGCCGGCUUACGAAGACGCCCUCGCGUUCAAGAAGAUCGCUGCGGCAAUCGGUCGCCGGGCUGCCCGACUCUCCGCCGUCGCCAUCGCGGCUAUCGUCCUGCAAACCGGCAAGCUCAGCGACCCGGCACACGACAACGAACCCAUCGACAUUGGCGUGGACGGCAGCCUGGUGGAGCACUACCCUUACUUCACCGACAUGAUCUACGAGGCGCUGCGCGCGGUCGACGGCAUCGGCGAGCAAGGCGCCAAGCGCAUCCGCAUCGGCAUCGCCUCCGACGGCUCCGGCGUCGGCGCCGCCCUCAUCGCCCUCGUCGCCGCCGGCAUGGAGAAGAGCACCGACAACCUCCUCGGCGACCUGCGCUCCGGCGCCGCCAACGCCUCCGACACCGCGGCUUCCUCGGACUCGGAGGAAAAGCCCACCGCGAACUAGGCGUCCUCGGUGCGGCCGGACGGCGCGACCAAGGAGAGGCGGUGGCGGGACAGGUGCUGCAUUGUCAUGUGAAUACGGAUUGUGCUUUUUGUGUCUUUUGGCUUGUCGUCCCAGGUGCGGGGUUGUAUGGGAAGCGAAUGGUUUUUGUUUUGUUUUGUCUGUUUUGAUCGUCCCAGGCGCGGG
This is a messenger RNA of Thermothielavioides terrestris NRRL 8126, 1934 nucleotides long. RefSeq lists its product as uncharacterized. Gene Ontology annotation, molecular function: mannokinase activity; glucokinase activity; ATP binding. The coding region runs from base 159 to 1751 and encodes 530 amino acids. The transcript has 3 exons. Gene Ontology annotation, cellular component: cytosol; mitochondrion. The record is from RefSeq and is a predicted model, not a curated record. NCBI's taxonomy places the organism in Eukaryota, Fungi, Ascomycota, Sordariomycetes, Sordariales, Chaetomiaceae. Gene Ontology annotation, biological process: glucose 6-phosphate metabolic process; glycolytic process; intracellular glucose homeostasis.